AAAAUUCAAAGUUAAAAACUUCGAUCUCUUUUUAGUUUGUGGGUGUAAUCACAACUCAUAAUAAACAGUGGAUUUCGAAAAACACGAUAUAAAGGUUACUCGCUAGUAAUGAUAUCUCUGUGGAAUAGACUAAAGGGUAUUGGCGACGCAAGUGUGACGAAUAUCACCUACGGACAGACAUUGUCAAAAGCUUAUGGAUCCAUAGAUAGAGAAUUUCCGCAAAAAGAUCCCUUCAUCCGCAUGGAUCACUUUGUGUUCGUCUCUCCCUCUGGCUUGGAUUUUCAUCCCCAUUACGGAUUUGAGAGUAUUAAUUAUAACUAUCAAGGCGCCACUCAACAUUCUGACAACAUCGGAAACGACGAGUACUUGGGGCCUGGUUUCGUUCAGAAUAUGAAAUGCGGGAAUGGUAUUCUUCAUGCAGAGUUUCCCGUGGGUGUAGCAAAUGGUAUUACGUUAUGGCUUAAUUUAUCGAAGAAAAAUAAGGCAGAAAAAGCUAAAUUUCAAUUUUCUAGAGCGAAGGAUGUUCCUAAAAUAAAGAAGAAUGGUGUCACCAUUAAACUUUUAGUCGGAAAAGCCUUCGAUCUACAGUCAAAAGUGACAACAGAAACGCCAAGCGUUAUUCUUAACAUCGAAUUAAACCCGGGAGCCUCUCAUAUCCAGCCAGUACAAAGAACGUGGACGUCUUUUAUGUACGUUAUGAUAGGAGAAGUCGACGCAUCCGGCGUCACAGUACAAGAAUACCAUACUGCUGAUAUCGUGAACGGAGACCAAUUACGAUUUGAAAAUAGAUCAAGAAACAGAAAUGCAGUGAUUUUCUUCUUCUCCGCUGUUGCUAUUGGAGAUCCGAUAUACGUUGAUCGCAAUGGAAGUCACGGGUAUGUUGCAAGGACACAGAGAGAAGCAGAAAAUGUAAAGAAAGAAUAUGAAAAUGGACUAAACGGUUUUCAAACUCGUCGAUGGAUAAAAAUUUGAGUAACUAAAUUUUUACCGAUAAAAGACUUUUUUCCAAGUGCUUGACACGCAAACGAACUUGUAAAAAUAUAAGUAUAUACGGAAAAAAUUACAACUCAUUUAAAAUUCUUCCACGUGGUUAUUUAGGCUUAAAUAUUUUCAUCUUAUAUUGGACAUAAAAAAUGAAUACCUGUAACAGCAUUGUCAUAGUAAAAAUUUGAAAUGAGGGAGGUACUUCUGUUUCACUCUGUGCACCACUUUUCGUGCACGUGGCUUUAUCAGCUUCUUCUCUUUUGCUAUAGAGCGAGAUAUACUUCAUAAGAUGCUCGGGGAAUCUUUGCAAUAAUUCUAUAUGAACUUGAACACGUUUCAUACUCCCGUGGGAGGUUUGUUGUAUUUUUAAAAAGAAGUUUGGUUUUUCACCGUAGCGGGUAUUUGCGAUAUAGAGUUGGUAACGUGCCGAACAACAGAUCCGGUUUUACCAUUAGGCAAAAGAUUGAAACCGAGGAACCUCAAACCUAGGGGCCUCGACAUUCAGUUUUGAACUAUUAUUCAUUUUUA
Styela clava is the source of this 1512-nucleotide messenger RNA. NCBI's taxonomy places the organism in Eukaryota, Metazoa, Chordata, Ascidiacea, Stolidobranchia, Styelidae. The record is from RefSeq and is a predicted model, not a curated record.